Sarcophilus harrisii (Tasmanian devil) is the source of this 8707-nucleotide messenger RNA. RefSeq names its product zinc metallopeptidase STE24 (gene ZMPSTE24). NCBI's taxonomy places the organism in Eukaryota, Metazoa, Chordata, Mammalia, Dasyuromorphia, Dasyuridae. Gene Ontology annotation, biological process: CAAX-box protein processing. Bases 217 to 1641 code for a protein of 474 amino acids. The transcript is spliced from 10 exons. Gene Ontology annotation, cellular component: endoplasmic reticulum membrane. Gene Ontology annotation, molecular function: metalloendopeptidase activity. The record is from RefSeq and is a predicted model, not a curated record.
GGAGACGGAUGCGGCUGAGAAGACGAGGACCGAAGUGGUGGUGACACCGAGCAUGCGCAGAGGCGCUGGGGACUGAUAUGGCGGUGACACCUCCGACGAGACGGAUGUGGCUGUGACUCCCCGCCUUUCCCCCGGCGGGCGUGCUCGCGGAGGGGACGGAGCAGGCCGGGACGCUGCCGGCGUGUGGGGGCGCAAGGAGAGCCGAAGGCCGCGGGGAUGUGGACGCCGCUGUUGGACGCGUUGUGGGCGCUGCCGCUCGAGAAGCGCAUCUUCGGCUCGGUGUUGCUCUUCUCUUGGACCAUCUACCUCUGGGAGACCUUCUUGGCGCAGCGGCAGAGACGUAUCUACAAAACUACUACACAUGUACCAAAAGAAUUAGGACAAAUCAUGGAUUCAGAAACAUUUGAAAAAUCUCGACUAUAUCAGCUGGACAAAAGUACUUUUAGCUUUUGGUCAGGAUUGUAUUCAGAAACUGAAGGCACUGUUAUUCUUCUUUUUGGAGGAAUUCCACAUCUCUGGAAUUUUUCUGGAGUAUUGUGUAGGCGUGCUGGUUUUGGGCCAGAGUAUGAGAUCACUCAUUCCUUGAUGUUCCUGUUUUUGGCCACACUCUUCAGUGCCCUCACUGGCUUGCCUUGGAGUAUUUACAAUACAUUUGUCAUCGAAGAAAAGCAUGGUUUCAAUCAACAGACUUUUGGAUUCUUCAUGAAAGAUUCUGUCAAGAAAUUUAUUGUGACUCAAUGUAUUUUAUUGCCUGUUUCUUCACUUCUGCUUUAUAUCAUUAAAAUUGGAGGUGACUACUUUUUCAUCUAUGCCUGGCUGUUCACAUUAAUUGUUUCUUUGGUACUUGUCACCAUCUAUGCUGACUACAUCGCCCCUUUGUUUGAUAAAUUCAUUCCAUUGCCUGAGGGAACCCUUAAAGAAGAAAUUGAAGUGAUGGCAAAGAAUAUUGACUUUCCUCUGACGAAGGUGUAUGUUGUAGAAGGAUCAAAACGGUCCUCCCACAGCAAUGCUUACUUCUAUGGCUUCUUCAAGAACAAGCGGAUAGUUUUGUUUGACACGCUGCUGGAGGAGUACUCCAUACCGAACAAAGAGCCCCCGGAGGAGGGCUUCUUGGAGCCCCCCAGAGAGGGAGAGGGGGAGAGCCCAGAAACGAAGGCCAAAGUCAGAAAUAAGAAACAAGGCUGUAAAAAUGAAGAGGUUCUUGCUGUUCUUGGCCAUGAACUGGGACACUGGAAGUUAGGCCACACGGUCAAAAAUAUCGUUAUCAGUCAGAUGAAUUCCUUCCUUUGUUUUUUCUUAUUUGCCAUAUUAAUUGGUCGGAAAGAACUCUUUGCUGCAUUUGGCUUUUAUGAUACUCAACCCACUCUGAUUGGACUAAUGAUCAUCUUCCAGUUUAUUUUUUCACCUUACAAUGAGGUACUUUCUUUUUGUCUCACAGUACUGAGUCGAAGAUUUGAGUUCCAAGCAGAUGCAUUUGCCAAGAAACUUGGGAAAGCUAAAGACCUAUACUCAGCGCUGAUCAAACUAAACAAAGACAACUUGGGAUUUCCUGUUUCUGACUGGUUAUUUUCAAUGUGGCAUUAUUCCCAUCCUCCACUACUUGAGAGACUUCAAGCUUUACAGGAUUCAAAACAAGACUGAGAUGCCCAGGAUCUGUGCUUGAAGACAAGUUUCUGAAAGUUUCCAUCCUGGCAGCAUGUUCUAGCUCUUAAUGUUUUUACUUUUUUUUUUUUCAAAGAGAAGAAUUAAGUGGAGGUGGGUACCCCAAUUUAAAUGCAUUUAGAGCCCAUUUUAAAAUUGAUUGGAAUAAUCAAUUGUUUUAAAAAGGACAACACUGGAUGAGCUUUAAAAACAUAAUGUAUAUAUAAAGGUAUUUUUACUUUACUUUUGAUGAUAUAAUUUACCCCCUUCAUCUUCAUACCUGUAAUUGAAUCUGCCCAUGGGGUACUUUGGGCAAAUAUUUGGAGGAGUUGUCCCUUCCUCUGAAGCCUUUCUAUAGAGCUGACACCAUGGUCCCAAAUCAUUGUGCUCACACCAAACUUGAAUUUUUAAAUAGUUAAAAUUGUUCAUAUUUAAUCUGACUGACCAAUCAGUGUUUUAAAUAAUGAGGAAGGUAUUUGUCAGUACAGUUGGCAUUGUUCUGAUGAAAUAUGGUUAUAAAUGUACUUCUGACUUAUGUUCCUAUAUCCACAUUUAGGUGGGCAGUCUAAGACAUUUUUUUUGUUGUUUAUUGUUGUUUUAUUGGGUUUUAUUCAUCAGGAUCUAUUUCACAAUAUAAAAAGUCACAGUUGACAAAAAAUUUAAUGUCAUUUGGGCAAAGUAUAUACCAUAUUAGGCAAAUCGGUAGUAUUUUUCAAAAUACCUUUAGCUUUUUUUGAAUUUGUAAUUCCUUUUUAUUCCUGACUUCAGCUAGAUCUUCAGUAAGGAAAGCUAUGUGAUCCUCUUUUGGGCAGAAACAGCCAUAUCAUACAGAUUUACAUAUCUAUACUAGGAACAGAAUUUGGAGAGGAGAGGAUAGAAUAGGAUUUUUAGAACUCCCAUCCUCACCCAAGAUGACAGGUUUCUUUUUACAUUUAGGCGAAACCUUCUGAAAACAGUAAAAACUAAAAAGUAGUGCCUGUUUUGAGAAAACUUCCUUUAUUUAGAUUCCCCACUCCCCUUCUUCUGGAAGUUACCAAUAUGAUUCACACCUAGCAUCCACUUAGAUCAGUUGUAGUAGUUGUCAGUGGCCAAGCUGUUUUCAUUCAAAGUAACUCUCCCACUAAGAGGUUCCUUUUGACAUUUUAAAAGAAAUGUGUAUGGGACUACCUUACACUUACGUAUAAUGCCUGAGGAAGCCCUAAGUUUUUGUCUCUAGUCUUCUCUUUAGUAUAUCUGCAUUCUGGGUAUUUGCUAGGACUAGCCUUCAGAUUUCUGUCAGUAAAAUUCUGCACAGCUGAGGUUUGAGGUGACUUCUUCACAAGAAAAUAUGAUUGAAGUCAGUAUCUCUGUUGUAAUGGGUUACUUAUUUGUUGCAGAAAGCAAGUGGGCAUGCUGCUUUGGUUUUAUUCCUCCUGGAGUAUACCUCCAGUCUCCCUUAUCUUCCUUCUCAGUGACAUGGCUUUCCCUUCUUCCUGUGCCUUUAAACUCACAUUUAAAUCCAGUACAAGUCAACAUUAAAAAUUGCCAAUGGAAAGUUAGAUAUUCUAUCUUUAAUUUAUUGAAAAGGCUUUAUAUUUUAUCCACCUCCCAGACUCAGAUCUCUGCACUGCUGUGAAGAGGUGACUGCUAUUGGAAGAGAAGCAUUGACUCUCCAGGGUUUAUACCCCUGAGGCUGUCUCUAGCCCCUGUUCCCUGGCGUAUCUUCCUCUGUAAUUUCUUUUUACUUGGCUCAGCCUGUACUGUCUCGGCUUUGAUGCAGUGCAAACGAUUGUGAGCUUGACUGCUUUCAACAUCAAACUUACUAAUUGGUGUCUCCACUCAGAACCACUUCAUUCUGCCCUCUUGGAAGCCAAAUUAAGGUUUCUUAGAUGUUUUGAUCAUGUUAUUCUCCUGUUGUACAGUGAGAAUUGAGUUGGUCAAGACUUGUAAAAGGAAGUUUAGCAGGCAGCAGAAGUCUAAGCAGUUUAGGGAUGCAGUCUAGGGAAUUAAGCUAAUUAAAUGUUAAGUGCCUGCUGUACAAAAGAUUGCUAAAGCAGUAUGAUAGCUGCUAGAAUACAAAUAUUUUUAAAAAAUAGUAUACCUCUAAGAAGCUUAUUUUCUUCUAGACAGAUACAAGUAGUAUAGAGAUAAAUAUAUUACAAGUUAAUGUGUGGUGACUGCAAAAGAGAGACCCAAGAGGAGGAGAAUACUUAUACCUGCACUGGAGAAGGGAAAAAUGAAAGGAGGCUUCAUGGAGAAGCUGUUCUGUGAGCUGAGUUUUGAAGGAAUAUGAGUUUUCAGAAAACAAGAAAUGAAAAUAAAGUGCAAUAGGGGAUAGGUCUGCAUGAAGGUACAAAAUGGUGAGUUCAGAGAAUAGCUAAGUCACUGGACCAGGCUAUAAUGUAGGUUACAAAGGGAAUUCAUGUAAUAAGUUUGGGAGAGAAGGCAGGUUGGAGCCUUAAAUGUCAGACAGGCUCAAAGAAUGUUUUUACUCUAGUGAAGAUAAGAAGGCCCCCAAGAGUUUUGAGGUAUGCUCAUUCCCCAGUAGGAUGAUUUGUGUCAUCUCUGGGGGAUGGACUGUGGAUAAUGAUGGGUACAACUACUGUAGUGUCUGUUAACAGAGUGAAAGGUAGCAAUGCAAGAAGUGUUUUAGAGGUGGAAGUGAAGAUGAAUUCACAGCUAAUAAAUGGAAGGAAUGGGGGAGUCCAAGGGUUGUGUGAGAGUUGCUUGGGUGAGAGUUCUGGGAGCUUGGAUUGUGUUCCAAGCUGAGCUUGCUGCACUUACAGGGACAUCCAGGUAGAAAUGACCAUCAGCAUUUGCAGAUGAGGAAAUUGAGAUCACAUAGAGAUAAGGAUUAGAUAAUAGAGAUUUUAAAAAACAACACAGGAGCAAUGAGACUACCAAAGGGUAGAUGUCUUACAGCAGGAAUUAUGACUCCCCCUGAGGAUAAAUUUCAGGGUAUUCUAGAAGUUGAAUAAAGGGAGGAAAAAAAAUCUUCAUUUUCAUUGAAAUUUAGCAUCUCAUUAGGAAUGCAUACAUUCUGAGAAGGGGUUUAUUGGUCUCCUGUGGUUUAUAGAGGAAUCAAUAGCAUAAAAAUAGAGACAAGCAAAGAAAGUCCAGGCGAGAGCUAUGAAUACUAUUGCUCAGGUGGUGAAACGUGUUGGAUAACUGGGAAGAGGAAGUGAAGCAGUGGUCAGCUAGGUUAAGAGGAGAGCCAUGAAAGAGCACUCUCAAAAAACUAUCUAGAAAUAAAGAUUAAGACUGACUUAAGUUUGGCAGACAUCACUAGCAACAUUUGACGAAAUAGUUUCAGUUGAGUUGUGGAGUCAUGAAUCAUAUUGAAAAGGGUUCAGGAGAGUGAAAAGAUGGAGAGGAAGCAAAGGAGUGAUAGCAGCCUGAUUGAGGAGAAAGUAAGGUCAGGGCUAAUGUGUAUGACAUAUUGCGUUGGGCCCAUCAUCCAAAAGCUUACUGCUCAGAAGCAAUUUAAACUACAUCCUUAGGUGUAUUUCAAAGAGAAUUACUUGGAUCCCAGUCUUUCAGGAUUUUGUGAUAGACCACACUAGUGUCAACUUGCAAGCAUAUGGUAUACAACUCCUGUCUUCAGCUGUAAUAUUAUCCCCACAGCCUCCUUCAUGCCUACAGAAUCACUCCAUCUUCUUCCCGUUCAUUCAGUCCGUUGUCCCUUCCUUACCUGGCCUUCCCAGUCAACUACUUAAGCAUAACCACCAUUCCCUAAGGUUUGCCCUGUGCCUUGCCUCUGAGUCCCUUCCCUCCCCCAUCUCCCAUCCCUAGCCUGGCAGCGUGACUGUAUGUGACAUCUUGUUCAAGACCCCAGCCCAGUCAACAUUUCUUUCUUUCAUUUAUCAGUUACAUUUCUUUAGGAGUUUCUUCUUUUUAAAUUUUUUUCCAAAAUUUUGUAUCUUACCUCAUAUGCAUGUGCACCUGUCAUGUGUCUUCUCUCCCUGUCUCCCCAUAAGAUCCAUUUUUUCCACUUUUGUAUCCCCACUGCCUACCCAUGGAGCUCUUUAUUAUUAGUUUUGAGCUAAGGCAUAACAUGUCCAGGCCUAGUUUAGGAAAAAAAACAAAUCUGGCAGUUGGACAAAGAUAAGAUUUUAGAGGAGAGACUUCUGUUUCAAUAAUUAUAAUGAGGACUUGACUAAUGGCAAUGGAAAUAGGGAAAGAAUGGAUAUGGCGUUAGAUUGGGGAAUUACCUCUAUAAUGAUUAAAACUGGGAAUAAAUGAGAGCACAGUAAAAUCCAGGGAUAGCACUAUAAGGAACACCAGGGAGAUUGUGCCAUCUCUCAUGCCGAUAUCCAGUGGGAGAGUGUGAUUAUCAAUAUAAAAAAAGGGAAGCUAAGUAGUGCAGUGGAUGGAGGAUUGGCCCUUGAGUCAAGUCAAAUCCAGCCCCAGAUACAAAUUUUGUGAUUCUUGACAGGUCAUUGCUUUCAAAAAUAAACAAGUCAAGGAAUCGAAUCUCUUUAAGGUUUUUUUUUUUUUUUUUAAAUCUUGGAUCUGGAAGUCAGGUGGUCAUCAGGGACCUUAGUAAUUUCAGUGGCUUCAUGAGGGCAGAAUUCCAAGGUGUUGAGAAGAGGUUAGGUAGUGAGGAAGUAAAUGAACGCCUGGUAGAAAGCAUUCUCAUUGCUAAGCAAUCGAGGAAGGAAAGGAAUGGGAUGUUAGCUAGAUGAUUAGGAUGUAGGGAAGGCUAUUCUUUGUCAUUCAGGGAAUGCCACAACCCAUAAGAUGAAGGCAAUAAUGAGGAAGAGAUGAAAGAUUGAUGAGACAGAGAAGAACGAAACCUUGGAGCAAUGGAGAGCAGGUGGUGGUAGGGAAAUAAGAUUAGCUUUAGUGAGUAAGAGAAAUAUUCUGGAGAAGUUAUAAUGUAAGGUUUAAGGAAUGGAGGAAGAAGAUGAAAAAGCUUUUGUGAACUAUCCCUUCAGCUGAAUGUUAGCCUUUCUGCCUUUUUUAUAUUAUUUAAUUUUACUAAUCUCCCCAACAUCUUUAUGCCUUUGUCCAUUCAGGGCAAGGUUAAUCUCUAGGCAUUUGACUUCGUUUGGUCCAUAAUUAACAGCUUUGGGCCCAGAGAUAACCACAAUAGACAAAACUGAGCCAUUCUUACCUGGGUCACUGACUGUCUUGUGCUGUUUUCAAUCAACAAGCGUUUAUUAGGUGCCUACUGUACAUCAGGUACCAUGUUAGACUGUAGAGACACAAAGAUAAAAAUUAAACUGUCCCUGCUUUCACAGGGUUUACAUUUUGUUAGGGGAGAGAAUAAAUAUGCUUUUAUAAACAUAGAGGCAAAUGCAAAUGGACCAAACAAAGUAAUUUUUAUGGGGAAGGAAGCAGAAGCAAUUUAUGGAAUCAGGAAAGUCUCAGUGUGUAAGAUGUUGUCUAAGCUGAGCUUUGAAGGAAAUGGGAUUCAGAGAUAUUGGAGGUAAGAGGAAAACUGCAGACAUGAGGAAGAGCUAGUGCAAAGACUUGGAUAUGGAUAUGGAAGAUGCAAUCUUGUGUGUGAAUAGCAAUAAGAAAUCCAAUUUAGAAGGAGGAGCAAGAAGGCUGGAUCAAAGAGUGUACAAAGGGAAAGGUUGCAUAAUAGGUUGGAGCCAGCUUUGGAAAGGGCCGAGAUUUCAAAUCAUGUUUUGUCCCAAAUUCACUGUUUUUUUCCAGGGUCACUUCAUCAACCUAAAGUUGAAUCAGUCCAGACUCCUCAUUUCAUAAGUCAGGUAAAUGUAACUCAGAGAGAUGAGUCAUGAUUUGCCCAAGAUCACACAACAAAUGAAGGGCAAAACAGAUUUAAUAUGGUUGUAAUUAAAACAACAAAAAACUUCUAAGUUAGGAGAAACUAGUGAGAGAACUCACUCGACAGGUAAUUAGAGUUGCCCAAAUUAGACCCUCUCUCCUCCUCCUCACAGUUUUAUGACUUCCUCUACCUCUCUGGCUACACAUAGACAGCAUCUCUUGAUCUUGCCCUUGAAAUUGCAAUUCAACCUUUUCUUCUAUUCCCUUUCCUCCACUUUCACUCUCAUAAAUAUGCCUUUUUAUUCUUAGAGCUAAGGCUAAUUACAGAAUCACAGAAUUGAAAGAGCUAAGCAACUAUGUAGUUCAACCUGUCCCCGAAAAAGAAUUCUGGCUACCUGACAAGUGGUCAUCCUUUGCUUGAAGACUUCUAUGAAAGGAAGCUCACUACAAAACGAGACAGCUCCUUCUGGUUUAGACAGCUCUGGUGGUAGGGAUUUUUUGUUUCUUCAGUUUUCCUGACAUUAAGCCUAAGCUUUGAGGCAAUGAACAGCAAUCCAUUGCUCCUGGUUCACUCCUCUAGGGCCAAAGAGUAUGUUGAAUCCUUCUUCCAUGUAACAACCUUUCAUAAAUUAAAGGCUAAGCUUCAUAAACUGAAGGCUAAAUUCUUUCAACCAGCCCACUAAUGACACACACUCAAGGCCCUUCACCAUUCCGAUUGUCCUCCUCUAAAAUUUGUCCAUGUCCUCCUUAAAAUGUGGUGCUCAAAAAUAAAACACAGAUGUGAUUUCUGCCUUUUUUAAAGAAGCAUAAGGAGGCCACUGUUACUUGUUCACAGAGUGUGUUGGGGGACAUACAAUACAAGAAGGUGGGAAAGACAGGAAGGACCUUGAAUACCAAAGAGAGAAUUUUAUAUUUGAUCUAGAGGUGUCCCAGAUAGUCUCCAUGAUUUCAUCUCUCACUUCACUCUAAGACUGGCUUUCUGAGUAUGGAAAAACUCUCCUAAUUCUAAAAAUGUCUUUCCCCAGCCCUUCAUCAAUCAUCUACUAUCCUCUUCUCAUUCACUGAUAACCUCUUUUUUAUUUAAUAGUUUUCCUCUAAUUACAUGUAAAAACAAUUUUUUAAUCUUUUUACCUGGAAAGACUUACAUGUACUAAUGAAAAAUGAAGUGACGAGAACCAGGAGAACAUUGUAUGCAGUAUCAGCAACAUUGUGUAAAAUCUGACUAUAAUUGAUUUAGCGCUUCUCAGCAUUACAAUGAUCCAAGACAAAUACUAAUGACUCUUGAUAGAAAAUGCUGUCCAGCUUCAGAGAAAGAACUGAUAAAAGUCUGAAUACAAGAUCAAGGAUACUA